CCUCCGGGACACCAGAACCCGCUGCCAGAUGGCCUGACAGCUACCACGGUGCAAAGUCCCCGGCAGCAGCAGCGAAAGCUGUUAAACAUUGUGCGUCCCACCAUACAGUCCACAAUACAGCCCGCCGGUGGCAGCCAUGUGUUUCCCGGACUGCGAAGGACACAGCGGGCCAGCGCAGACGACGAAGAAAGGAUCUCGAUUCUUAGUCAGCAGGUUUGCGCUCAGCCUGCUUCUGAUGUUCGCUUUGUGUACAGAAGAUACCAGCGCUCGCUGCCUGAGACCGCGUGCGAAGGAGAUGUUAUGUGGCGCCGAACUGGUGGACAUUCUGCAGUUUAUCUGUGGCCCAACGGGAUUCUACUUCAGCAGAGCGGCUCCCUUGCGUAGCAGACCCAGGCCGGGCAUUGUGGAAGAAUGCUGCUUCUGUGGCUGUAGCGUUGCCAUCCUAGAAUCGUACUGCGCGGCUCCAAUUACGAACAUCACAGGCAAAGAAGAUCAAAAAAACUAGGAUAAUCCCGCGCCAUCUCCAGGCAUUGUAUCCACGGCGUUUAAAGAUGACUUAAGGAAAUCCCUUAAAUGACGGAACAAGGACACAACCGCCGUGAUGUAAAAGCGCAAUAAACGGGGGGGGGGAACCGGACAAGGAAAUCCAUGUGAAAAGAGUCCGUGGGACCCUCCAAUUAAAUACGGGACGCCAUAUGUAUUGCGCUGUUUAGAUAAUGCUGUGAAUACGCUCGUGAUAGUUUGUCCUAACGAGACCCGGAAGCCAUUAGCACAGGCCUUUUAUGUGAUGAUGUCAUAAGGGAUCGUUUCGAUGACAUCAUAGCUGAAAUCAGUAAAUAUUAUUCCACUCGAUUUGAUACAUUGUUGAAAGAUUUUGAUACAUAUGAAUCAUUCCCUCGGUUACUGGGAUAAUUUGCUGCUGCUUAACAUAGCAACGCCAAAAAAUGUGCAUUUAAAGGGAAAAAAAUGUGGCUUUUAAUUACAAUUACGUAUUUUUUUAUAUGCUGUUUCUUUUCAUCGGUUGUCAUAAUUAGCAGCAAAAAGAGACAUUAACAAAAAGAUUAUCUGUCUCCCUCCACGCCGUUAAGAGCAGAGGUUGGAAUGGAGACGUUUCCAUUUGGUGAUGAAGGGUUUAGAUGUCUCCACCAGAAGCCACCCCAAUGGAGACUUUUUAGUGAAUAAGCUAAGCUUCUUUGUUUAGUGGAGUUUAAGUUUCUUUAAAAAAAAUCAUAUUAAAGGAGAUUAUUCUAAUGGUGUCUCUUCGAAAGUCAUAACAGGUCAACGUCAAGAGACAACCAUGAAGAGCCAACUCAAGGUUGACCUAUACAACCAUGAAGAACCAACUCAAGGUUGACCUAUAGUUCGUUCCCCCUAAAGAAUAAAUAGCAAUUUGAAAAAGAAAUGAAUAAUGUAUAAUUGGGACAGGAAGUAGGUAGGAGGACACAGGAAGUUGGAAAAGUUGUACAGGAAAUAAAUAAAAUAGGACCCAACAUUGUUGAGAACGGUCAAAUAUCCUUAAGGGUAUGUUGGCCAAUUUAUGAGAAUCCCCCCAAAUAAAAAUUUUGAGGGGAAACGUAAGAAUCAACGAUUGUGUUCGUAAAACGAGGUGAAGUGAUACUUGUGUAAAUGCGGUUUGUGAACCACGAUAUGGUAACUAUUGGGAUAAAAAUGUCUGUUCUUGACUUUUUUUUUGUUUACAAAUAAAGUUUCCUAAUAAAG
Molecule: messenger RNA, 1719 nt
Organism: Spea bombifrons (plains spadefoot toad)
Lineage: Eukaryota; Metazoa; Chordata; Amphibia; Anura; Pelobatidae
Product: insulin-like growth factor III
Exons: 4
Coding region: 137-505 (122 amino acids)
Cellular component (GO): extracellular region
Molecular function (GO): hormone activity
Source: RefSeq, a predicted model, not a curated record